Molecule: messenger RNA, 5382 nt
Organism: Ostrea edulis (European flat oyster)
Lineage: Eukaryota; Metazoa; Mollusca; Bivalvia; Ostreida; Ostreidae
Exons: 9
Coding region: 3192-4658 (488 amino acids)
Molecular function (GO): serine-type endopeptidase activity
Source: RefSeq, a predicted model, not a curated record
CGGUCUCUAUCAAUGGUAAAUCAGUUAUUUCGUCAGAAUUCACAGUUGGUCAAAUAGUUUCCCUGAUAAUCGGCAUAUGUGUUGUUGAGCUCAUACUGGUAACCGCCGCAAUUUGUGUGAGGAAGCGGUUGCAAGCAAGUUCUUCGGACAAAACGUCGCCUCCUCCCGACAUUGACCAGAACGCACGUGUACCAGACCUGUGAAAAAACCUACGACACCACUUUUUCCAGGCGUUAAAAUGUCAUAGAUGACACAAAUACAUACAACAUUGAUACUUAAACAAUACUGUGUGGUUUUAUUUUCAUUAGGAGAGCGGAGUAAUUAUGCAGAUUUUCGUACAAUGCUGAAGUCUGUCUUCUCAUCCAAUAACAUUUCAUUGUUUUUAUUUUCACUAACACCUGAUGAACUGAAUGUAGAUCGUGGUGGGGUAUUAAGGUAUCACACCGGUAAUUUUUUUCACUAUAUAUUACUAUAGAGGAAAAAAAUCAUUAAAAAUCAGUUUACAGAAUUGAUGCCGAAUAACGCAGUCAGAAACGUUCUAUGUUACCUAUCUCGUCUGUCGACACCAGAAAAACAACACCCUACGCGGCAUUUUCGAAAAUAAAUUACCCGCAAACAAGACUACCCUCAAAUCCACGUGUUUUUCACAUGUAUGUAAACAGCCGGAGUGCACCUCAGGAAGUAGCCUCAGCUACCAACAGCAAAUAGUUCCUUUGUAUACACUUGGUUAUUUCUACAAAUUACACAAAAUUUCCUAAUCAGGGGUACAAAAAUUAAGAGAAAAGAAGAAGAGGAAAUGAGAAAAAUCGCGCAAUGAAAAAAAUUAUUUCUUUAAAUAUAUGGAACUACAAUUGUUGAUUUCUGCAAUACAAACGCACGCAAAUCAAAUUUAUUGCUAAAUUUAGUUUCAAAGCAUAAUUUAUGCAUUCAGAAUACUGACUUUGUCGUAGAAGGUGAGAAGUUUUCUUUUGUUCAAAAAUUUACAACCUUAGAUUAAUAUAUUCUUUUUGACAAGUAUGUCUUAGAAAAUUUGCAAAGUUAUAGAAUUAUUCCGGAAGGUACGUUUUCUACAACUUCUGACCAUUUACCUAUCAUAGCAGCUAUGGAUUUCAAUAUAGCUACACAUAAUCUUAGGUACACCCAAUCACAAUUACCGGCGUGGCACAAAGCUGCACCCGAGGCUGUCGUAGAAUACAGACAGAAAGUUGAUAACGCCCUAGAGCACCUGUUAGAAUCUAACAUAAAUAACAAUACAGACCUGGGCGAGUAUAUCCGUACUAUUUCGAAUACUCUCCACAGAUGUGCCAGGGAAUCAAUCCCAUUUACGUCAUUCAAUCCUUUUACUCGUCCGGAAUGGACAAAAGUCGUUAAAGAACUUCACACUAUUGAACGUUCUAAGCGUCGUGUAUGGAUAUCUGAAGGACGUCCUCGCGGUAUGAACUUUACAUCAUAUCGAAAUUAUAAAAGAGCAAAGCGACUGUUUUGAAACGCUCUAAAUGAAGAACAUGAAAAACACAUGUGUAAGGUCUACCGUGACCUCGACAAUGCGUCAGAAUGUGACAUACGUCUAUUUUGGAAAUUAGCCAAACGCAGAAAACCCCGAGCCUCUAGAAUUUAUCCCGAAAUAAAAGACAACAAUGGUCAGAUUCAAAAUGACCCAAAUAGUGUAGCGGAAGUCUUUGCUUCUCAUUUUGAAAAAAUUUAUAGUCCUUUAGAAGAGGAACAUUUUGAUUCUAACUUUAAAUACGAAGUUGAGAAUAAUAUUAACAACAUUAUAAAAUAAUGUGAGGUUGAUGUUAGUGACUUACCGGGUGAUAAUAUAGAAUUGGAAGAACUUACACCAAUUAUAAAUAAUCUAAAGUUACGGAAAGCACCUGGCCAUGAUUCACUAACAAAUGAACAUAUUAUUCACGGAGGUAAAAUUCUUACCCUCUGUCUUCUAAAAAUGUUCAAUGCAGUCAUAGCCUGCGGUAAUAUUCCCCAUGAAUGGAAGCGCGGCUUAAUAGUUCCAUUAUAUAAAGGUGGAGACAAAUCGAAAGCCGCAUGCAACAGUUAUAGGCCUAUAUCUCUUUUGCCCUGCUUUUUUAAAAUACUUGAGAAAAUAAUUCUAUCUCGUAUCUCAAAUUCAACUCUUGUAUCAAAACAUUUCCCAAAUGCUCAACAACAAGGUUUUCAAAAAUAUCUAGGUUGUUUAACCGCGUCGUUUAAUUUACAAGAGACAAUUUUUCAUAAUAUAGAACAAGGCAACAAUGUCUAUGUUAGCUUUUUGGAUAGCUAAAUUAAUUUAAUUUAAUGAAAGCGCUAAAGCUUUACGGAGGAUUUCUGUGUUUUCUUUUCAUAUUUUUUAAAUAUAUAUAUAUAUAUAUACUGUAUAUAUACAACCACCUUAUAACCCAAUGGCAACUUUGGUGUUUAAACUAAUGAUUUUUCUUAAGAAUGUUUAAAAGAAGAUGUACUGAAUUAGUUGAAUUGAGAAGAUUUUGUAGAUUAGUUUUAAUAGUUUGUAAGUUCCGUGAAAUUGAUCCGCUUAAAUUCUUUAAUCUGUUUACAUUCAAACAUAGGAUUAAGAAACUACAUGUACAACGAGGAAAGCAUUUCUACUUAUGAUGGAAACUGUGAUUAAGUUUGAAAUACACUGUAUGUUGUGCGAUAGAAGUGACAUGUUUCAGGUUUAAAAAAAAAAAAAGAAUAAAAAGGGAAAAGAAGUGCAUGAUAACAUCUUUCCUUUGAAAGAUAAUAAUAUAUACUCUUUUUUAAGAAAGCAUACUGAGAUUAUUAUCGUUUCAGGAAAUACAUGCAAGAUGAAUAUAUUAAGGAGGUACUCUAUAUCGUCAUAACGGCUAACUUCCUUUUAAAACAUGGAUGAAAAAAUCAAUCUCAGCAAUAUUUCACUUUUUCUUUUAAAAACUGUUUGCCCAUCUUUCUAUUUUGUAUUUUGAGUUAUGCGAUUGAUCACUGUUCGUUAUCUUCAUCUUUCAAAGAGAGAGAGAGAGAGAGAGAGAGAGAGAGAUAGAGUUAAGGCUUAUCUUAUUUAUAUCUAUUCAUUAAUCAACACAAUGUAAAGCUUUAACAGUUAUGUUAGUAUAUUUAUAUCAGACUACGUACCAUCAUUUUUGAAACACUUCAAAACAAACACUUCCGCAGGAAACUUCCCUGUAAGCAUUGUUAAUCGCAUUCAGUCCUCAGGCAAGAUGUACCUUAUGAAAACCAUUCUAACGCUGGUGGGGAGCUUGGGUAAGAAUUGCAAUAUUAAUACUGAUCAUAUAUCAAUGAUUGAUUCAAUAUUGUUUAACGUCCCUCUCGAGAAUAUUACACAUAUACCAAUGGAAAAAGAAAUCAUAGAUACAAUCCUAAGCAUUAUUGACUUUUUAGGUUAUGGAUCAACACGAGAUGUUUUCAUGGGAUAUCUGGACGAAAAGAGCGGACAGAUUACAUCACCUGAUUUCCCUGCGACCUAUCCAAACAAUGUAAAUUGCACGUGGUUAAUUAGAACGGGACAUCCUCAAUCGAAUGUGACAAUUACUGUCAUCGACAUGGAUAUCAAAGAAUGGAAUCCCUGUGACGACUAUUUAAAGAUUCAAGAAGUUGAUCCUUGCUGUUUUACUGUGUUUAAAAGGUGUGGUGCAAUGCAAAGCGAAAAGAGGAUGGCAAGAGGUAGCAAAAUUGAAAUAUCAUUUGUAUCUGACCACACGUUGACUGCGAAAGGAUUUCGUCUUUCUUGGACAGUUAUUUCACCACCACCUCCAACAAAAAGAAUAAUGUCUUCAACAUUAAAAAUACUGACUUCGUCACGGAUGCAAAAGACGACAACUCUGUCUACAGGAAGAACAACAAUUUCCACUAGCAAGUUAGCAACUCCGACUACAACAACAUCAAAGACAACCACUACAGCAACAACAACAACUCCGACUACAACAACGACAACAACUCCGACUACAACAACAUCAAAGACAACAACUACAACAACACCGACUUUAACAAUACCUUCUACAACUUCGACAACAGCAACAACAACAACUCCGACUACAACAACGACAACAACUCCGACUACAUCAACGACAACAACUCCGGCUACAACAAAAACAACAACUUCGAAUACAACAAUGACAACGACUCCAGCAAUAACGAGUAAGGCAGAAAAAACCAAGAUAACCAGAACAACAAAAAUACCGGUAUCGCGAACGAUAUCACAAGUAACAACUGCAAUUAAUGCAUCAGGAAAUGUGUUACUGGUCACACAAGUGUUCAACGACACCAUCAUUAAUUCAUCAACAGCGGUCUCUGUCGAGGAACAAUCAGUUAUUUCGUCAAGAUUCACAGUUGGUCAAUUAGUUUCCUUCAUAAUCGGCAUAUGUGUUGCUGAGGUCAUACUUGUAACGGCGGGAAUUUGUGUGAUGAAGCGAUUGCAAGCAAGUUCUUCGGACAAAACGUCGCCUCCUCCCGACAUUGACCAAAACGUUUCCAAUCACUACCAUUCUAUUCCAUUAGAAAAUUUCUCUACAAGCGAAUUCAAAGUGGCUGAGGAGGGCGUGUACGUAGACCGUCCUGACAAUGUCUAUGACAGUACAUUCGCCAGUAGACCACACAACAAUCAAGACAAUUUCAACGUGUACCAGACCUGUGAAAAAACCUACGACACCACUUUUUCCAGGCGUUAAAAUGUCAUAGAUGACACAAAUACAUACAACAUUGAUACUUAAACAAUAAUGUGUGGUUUUGUUUUCAUUAGGAGAGCGGAAUACUUAUGCAGAUUUUCGUACAAUGCUGAAGUCCGUUUUCUCAAUAACAUUUCAUUGUUUUUAUUUUCACUAACACCUGAUGUACAAUGCUGAAGUCCGUCUUCUCAGUAACAUUUCAUUGUUUUUAUUUUCACUAACACCUGAUGUACAAUGCUGAAGUCCGUCUCCUCAAUAACAUUUCAUUGUUUUUAUUUUCACUAACACCUGAUGUACAAUGCUGAAGUCCGUCUUCUCAAUAACAUUUCAUUGUUUUUAUUUUCACUAACACCUGAUGUACAAUACUGAAGUCUGUCUUCUCAUCCAAUAACAUUUCAUUGUCUUUAUUUUCACUAACACCUGAUGAACUGAAUGUAGAACGUGUUGUGGUAUUUAACUGAGAAAACAUUUCUAAUGGAACAGCAUCGACAGGUGAUCACGUGAUCAUUUCUAAUGGAACAGCAUCGACAGGUGAUCACGUGUUCAUUUCUAAUGGAACAGCAUCGACAGGUGAUCACGUGAUUAUUUCUAAUGGAACAGCAACGACAGGUGAUCACGUGAUCUUUUUCAUCGGCGGAAAAUUCGAAUGUUGUUUGUUGGAGGGUUAAUGUGGUUGUUCUCUCGAAAACAUGUUAAAAGAAUUAAAGCUAGCAUUUGUUUUUGUUAA